AUGGUCGUCCUGCUCUCCUCCCAGCCACCCUCGAGCUCGCCCAGCAAUCCCGCCCUGCCCAGCACCCCGAGCAGCCAGCUCCUCCUCAAACAGCCCCCGCCCCCGCCACAGCCACCGCCACAGCCGCACCUGUCACAGCAGCUGUCACAGACCCAGCCCAGCAGGCCCUUCCCCACCCAGAUCGAGCAGGAUAUCCUCAGCCGGCCGCGCGCGGUUCCCUGUGCAUCCCUCUACGCGACCAACUUCAAGCUGGAGCCGCCCAGCCCCCACGAGGCCGCCGCCCCGCCCCAGCUCCACUUCCAGUCCCUCCUCGCCGGCCACCCGGACGGCAGCCAGGCCGACCAGCCCACUCUCAGCAGACGCUCCAGCGCAGACUCGCUCUCCCACUCUCGCCUCCAGCUCCUCAGCCUCACCCGCCAGCGCUCGCUCUCAGUCAGCCCAGACCAGGAGGACCAUCCAGCCGAUGCCCCGAACCACCGCGACCAUCCUCUGGGUCUAGAACUCGACCCGGCCCACCAUCCCCCCCUCCAAGUCCCCGCCCUCAUCGUCCCGCCCCAGUCUUCACUCUCCAGCCAUCGCACCCGCAUGCGUUCCCGCUCGAUCUCCUCCAACCAAUCUCCCUGGCCGAUUGAUCUCGCACUCUCCACUCCUGAGCAUCCCCACCAAGAUGGCGCCCUAUCGGCACUCAAGCCGCCAAGCAAGAAACCUAUCCCCCCUCCACUCGAUCUCACCCAGUUCGCAACCACCUCUCUCGACCCCGCCACCCAACUAGCGCCCCCAGACAGACCCACCUCGCCCUCCUCACCCAUCGAGAGUGCCCUGAAGCCCAGCAGUCCGCUCAUCAAGCCCGAGCAAGACCUGGUCAUCGAAGACGAGGAACGGAAAGCAGCAGAAUGGAUGGACACCUGCUCGACGUUGGGCGGAAAUCCAAACGAGGAUCAUCAUGCCCAUCCCGAAAACGCUUAUCACCGCAUCAUCGUCUCUCAACGGCUGCCUGAACUCUUGGAAGAAGUGGAUAUCUCCGAGGCUGUUGAAUAUGUUUUGCCGCUUCUGAGCGGACUAGCACAAGAUGAUGAAGCAAUUCGUGAAGCUCUUGGCCCAUCACUAUGCAACAUCAUGUGGUACUACUUCAGCAAAUGUCCAUUAGUAGAGACUGAAGAGCCACCCGUGAAUGACGUCCAGCACCGCCCAGCCACUAGUUCAUCUUCCAGGGCUGAUGCGUCGAGUUGCAGCUCGGAAUGGCCUACUGAGGAACGGCGCAAGCGACCCCAGAUAUCCAUCGGUUCUUUCACCGUCUCACUGAUCAACCUGCUCACUGAUACCAACCGAUCAAUAGGACUGCUCUCACGCUACGGCUUGCUAGCCUUUCUUUGCCGACUCUUGGAUUGUCCUUUGCCUGAGUGGUCCGAAGACAUCAGGUUGGUUGCCGGCGAACCCUACCUGCCGACCGAGUAUCACGGAAUCGAUCGCGAAGACCAUUACGAAGGAUAUCUGUUCAGUGACUCGAUCCGAAGACGCAUCGCCUACGAGCUUGUCAGCUUGGUCAUUCAUGAGCUCUGUCAGCCCUCGAAGCCUGAUCCUGCCCUUCUGCGACGCGACCGAAGCGAGGCAAGCGAAUCAGACGAAUGGGAUACUGUCCCUCUAGGCGGCGAUGAAGCUGAGCAAUCAACCAGACAGGGCUACUAUGCUCUCGAUCCAUCCAAUCCUUCUUCCAAUCUGCCUGGAGGAUCCAAUUCCCCCUCCAACUCAUCUUCAGCUCUGAAUCUGCCUCCCGUCGACAACUUCUUUUCCCGACACCUCUCAUCACAAUACUCGAGCGAGAGCCUGAACCCCAAUGAGUCUCUCGACUGCAUCCAUCGGCAGCAAGUCGGCCUGGUGGUCAUCGAGUCAAUAGCCCAAGCCCGAUGCCUCGACGCCGGUUUUAUGCACCGUAAAUUGUUGCGACAGGUGCUGGAUUUGACCCGCGAUGAAGACUGUCGAGCGCUGCGACAGCAGGCUGCCUCAACCUUGACCACAUUGAUGAUCAGUCUACCGUCCUCACUCUCAACCAGCACUUCGACCUCCCCCCCGGAUACGUUUGUUGAAAUGGAUGAAGACACGGAGAACCUCCUGAUCAAUGCAUACCGCUCUUUUGCUUCCGACAUGGACCCCGAAGUUCGAAAGCAGAUCUGUCUAGGUUUACCCGCCCUGCUAAAACUGGUCCAACAUCGACCACGAGCUGAACUCUCCCUCGAUCUGAUCCAACACUUCAGUCGUGAUGAUAAUCGGGAAGUGCGGAUCGUCGGAUAUCAGAUCUUGGGUGAACUGAUCUACGUAUUCCAUCUAGAGAAGUCCGCGGUUCCCAAAGAAAUUGUACACUACUUUCUCAGUGGGUUUGAGCCCCAUCACCAAUCGAUGUCCGAGGCCCUCGGAGACCGAAUGUCAGAUCGAAUGCGAUCGUUUGGCUGCUCGAUGGAUUUCGAUGACCCGCCUUCACUGAUGCUAGGCCCAUUUGACCAACUCAACGAUCGUUGUCAAGAUCAACUCCCGCAGACCAGUUCGUCCUUCGGAACAUCUGCAAUCACGGUCGAGGACACCGAGCGAGCCAUGUGUUGCUCCUACAACUUCCCCGCAGUCUUACUCACCUUGGGCGUUGGAAGAUGGCAGGAUCUGAGAAGCUUGUUUCUGAAGCUGGCGAUGGACGUCUCGUAUCCACCGAGGAUUCGGCGCUCGCUAGCUCGCUCGAUGCACGAACUCAUCAAGCUCAUCCGGGCCCCCGUCAAGCAAACCUGCUCGGUGGUCGUCCAUGAUUCAAUCGAGAAUUCGACUUCACUGGCCACCGAAGACUGGCUCCGCGUGCUCAAGUUCUUCUUAUUUGAGGACCCCGUUAUCAGUAACACUGAGUCAGUCUUGGAGACGCUCGAGACCAGUCUCGGCGACAUCGACGUCGAGGGAGAGUUGAGCUCGAUCAUCUGCAAAUUGACCGAGUAUUUCUGCGCUCCUGAUUCCGACUCGCUCAGAACUGUCGGCUGGACCGUCAGGGAACGUGUGAUCCUGUUGCUGCCAAAAUUGUUUGAUCACUUGAGUGAUUACUUCAUCGAAAGAGAAUGCGAUGGCUGUUUGAAGACCCUCCUUUUUGCUGGACUUAAUGAUCCCGCUGCGGCUGUAAGAGAAGCGGCCCUCCAGUUUGUUCCAAUCCUGUACAACUCCGGACGAAAUCCUGAUAAUCGGAAUUUCCAAUUGAGGCUGUUGAGCUCAUUGAAAAGACUCAGCCAAGACGCGAAUUAUCGAGUUCGAAUGAUCUACCCACGAGCAAUUUUCAACUUGGUAAAGCUACAGCUGCCUAUUGACGUCCUCGAGUCGGUUGUUUUAGAAGGCAGCAGCUUGACGGAAAUCAGCCAGGAUCGAGUUGGUGGAGUCCGGAUAGGCUUGAGUCGGUUGGUUCAUGAACUGUGUACCUCGAAUGACUACUACGGCUGUGAAAGUGGUCGACGGAUCCCCAGACUGCUGAGAAGAGUGAUCGAGAAACUUUCCAAGGAUCCGGAAUCGGUGGUCUGUUCGUUCAUUGAUGAUCUGGCCAAAGUUCGAAACCCGGACAAUGAGCCUCUACAAGACACCGAGCCAGCCGCGUUAGCCCAUGCUCAGAGAAGCAGUUCGACUGACAGAACAGUAUCCCACCUUGGUCGCUCCUGGGAUGGCAGAUCGAAUGUGGACGAUAGCAGUGGGAGCGUUCGUAUGGAAUGCCUGGAGGAGGACUCCGAGGAUGACUUGUCGGGCUCAGGGAUCCAAGUGGACGAAAGCCGGCUGAGCGAGGACGAGGGAGUGAAGAUCAGCAUCCACGAGGAUCAUAGUGAUGACGACGAAAGCACAACACCGCUUGGAGAGCGGCAGGCCCCUCUCCAAACGAGUAUCGAUGUCGCCGAUGAAAGCUUCGACUCUCCUAAUCUCUCACUCUCCUCGGUCUCUACCGACGCAAAUCUUGGAUCCUCUGAAGAGGACGAUGAAGAGGAAGAAGACCGUCUGGUUGAACAACUUUGUGGACUUCGCUGCGACGACAUGGACCGGUAUCAUGCCACAGCUUCCUCCUCCUUUACUUCGUUUCCUUCUCCCCCGCUGCAAUCUUCCUCAUGUCUCGACGAACAUCCGGAGAUGAUCGAAGAAAGGUUUCAGAACUCGACUUCUGACGAAGCCGACGUGCCAACCCAGCUCGGUAGGAAAAAAGGUCCAGCCGGGGUCCGGUCCGAGCGCUCUUCGUCCCGGAGGAGCGGCCCGAUCCGCCGAAGCGUCUCCGAGCCUGUCGGCCGCUUCCUGACCGCCUCCUCGUUCUCUUCUUCGCCUCCCCCUCAACCUCAGUCAGUGUGGUACUUGAACCCGAACCCAUCUUCCGCCCACCAACUCUCCUCUUCCGGCUCAUCAUCGUCUCCCAAAACAUCUACGCCGAAAAAUGCGGCUGCUCGGUCCCGCAACGGCUCGCCUACUACUCCCACGACCCAGUCGCGAUCUUCUCGCGGCAAAAAAGCGAGCCCAGCCGUCAACGGGCGCCGGUCUGACGGCACAAAUCGCUACGGCGCAGGCCUCGGCUCGUCGUUCCCUCUCCGUCCGGACCACCCCGAUCCGGAUCACCAGUCGGCCCAGAAGAGCACGCGCCGGAGCACUGAUCCUGCGUCAUCUGCUCGGUUCUCCUUCAUCAACUCGGCUUCUAACGCCCAUUCGUCGAUCGCUGCUGCUGAUGGGGCUGGCGCACCCGUGGGUGAACAGCUCUGGAUGCGCGAAACUGACGGCGGGUUCGUCGAGGUCGGCGAAUACUGA
This is a messenger RNA of Puccinia triticina, 4788 nucleotides long. RefSeq lists its product as uncharacterized. Gene Ontology annotation, cellular component: cytoplasm; protein phosphatase type 2A complex. NCBI's taxonomy places the organism in Eukaryota, Fungi, Basidiomycota, Pucciniomycetes, Pucciniales, Pucciniaceae. Gene Ontology annotation, biological process: protein dephosphorylation. Gene Ontology annotation, molecular function: protein phosphatase regulator activity. The transcript is spliced from 11 exons. The record is from RefSeq and is a predicted model, not a curated record. The coding region runs from base 1 to 4788 and encodes 1595 amino acids.